Messenger RNA from [Torrubiella] hemipterigena, 6065 nucleotides. The record is from the annotation of a GenBank genome assembly. Lineage: Eukaryota; Fungi; Ascomycota; Sordariomycetes; Hypocreales; Clavicipitaceae.
CGCCGCAGCGAGGCGAGAGACAAAAGAAAAAGAGGCGCCUAAAGAGUGUCCCUAGCACACACCCACACACCCCCCUCCCCAUCUACGCUAACUGACUUUCGCUUUUCCCUUAUUUUUUUUUUAUUCUUGUUUCCGUGCUUUCGUUUACGCUGUCCAAUCCUCUGUACCGUACCAAAAGGCCGCUAACAAGACCACUCUAAACUGUAUUCCGUACUUCCUUUUCACUUUACUUUAUUUUUUUUUUUAAAUUUGUUACGGUCACUAGUGCCGGCUCUAACCCAACAGAGAGCACUACCACGACUACCACCUCGCCUAUUUCCCUCCAAUCCCGCCUAGUCCAGGUAUCGAACGCUAGGCCCCUAGAGGCAAAAAAAUUCUAGGCUUGUUCCCGGGUCCUGUCCCCCAGUGCAGGCGCGCUAACGAAAACCUAAACCCCAACUCUACGGGGCGAAAAUCCACCCUGCAGCAGGCGCUGUAAACCCAGGCAAGGCACCACUGCUGCUUCCGCUACUGCCACAGCGGCCUGGAGCACGUCCCCUGUUCCUUUUAGUACUGUCCCCAAAAAUUUCUCGACAACAAACCACACACUUCAACCACCAACACCCACGCACACGCCCCCUUCCCACGAUACCUGCUGCAGACUACUACCGAAACUGGGCUGUACUGGGCUGUACUGGGCUCUCGUGUUGGGUCUGCCUGUCAGACGCCAAGCCCAUGUCCUUCUCUUGGUUCCAUAAUAACUCUCUAAUUUAACAAAUUCCCUACGCGUAGCCAUGGCCACUACUAUGGCCGCCGCUGCUGCACCGGUUGCGACUGCUACCAACACGGCCACUGCCGCAGACUCUCCCACUACUUCUACCGUUGCUGCUACUGGACCUGCUGCUACUUCCCAUCCUGGCCUGAAGGCUGUAGCGGCUAUUCGUGCUGAUACCACCGCCCAAGGCCACCCUCAGCCUGCCGCUACCGCUGCCGUUGCCGCUCAAGAGAACCACCACCUUGACCGAGCCACGCCGGCCAACGUCAAUCCUGCACCUACGGCUACCGCUGUUGCUGCUGCUGGUACUGCUACUACUAUUACUGGUGCUGGUGCUGGUCCCGUUGCUGCUGCUCCUACUUCAGACUCUACCACAGCAUCUUCUUCUACAGCCACCCUCGACGACGACCCUCUUCUUCUUCCUUCUCCUUCUUCACACGCCGCCGCCGCUGCUGCAGACUCUUCGUCCUCUGCCCUCUCCAACCAGCCCGUGCCACCGCCGCUCGAGAACAACGACGACGUCCCCGCGGACCUCGCCUCUGCCUUGCAACAGACUACACAACACCACGACGACGAUCCCGCCAACGCUGAACAACAGGAUAUACAUCCCCAGCAGCAGCUGGCAAACGGCGAGGCUCGACCGUCCGAGACGGACAGCGACGACAUGGCUAGUCACCGGCCGACGCUGCCCUCUCCUCAUCCUACGGCAGCACAUCAUCCUCUGCGGCCGCCUGCCUACUCGUCCUCUCCUCUCCCGCCGCCGACACAUGCCUAUCACAACAGCCUCCCCAAUCCCCAGGCUCCCUAUGGCUCCUCCUCCUACUCGACGCCUCCCUCCACGGCGGCCGACCCCCAUCGACCGACGCUCUCGACGAGCUCAAACAACGUGACGCUGCCGAGCAUGAGAACAAUGGAGGAGCUGUCACGACAGCAGUCGACGCCGUCCCCUCACUCCAUGAACGCUCCUCUAGCCCAUGCGCCGCCCACCACGUCGUACUAUUCACAUCAGACCAUGGCCGCAGCGCCGCCGCCGCCGCACUACGCUGGUGGCCCUCAGGACGCCUUGGCGCGCUAUCCGCUGCCUCACGACCCCCGGAUGUCAGGCACUCGUGGCCCCAAAAAGGAGAUCAAGCGCCGAACCAAGACUGGUUGCUUAACGUGUAGAAAACGAAGAAUCAAGUGCGACGAGACGCAUCCCACCUGCAACAACUGCAAGAAGUCGAAACGCGAGUGUCUAGGUUACGAUCCCAUUUUCAGACAACAGCCGGGUCAGCCAGGAGCCCCUCUUCAGCACAGUCACUCUGCUACGGGCUCCCCUACUGGUGCCACCACACUGCCCGUCUCGCCUGCGACGCGCCAUAUCAACCAUAUCAACUCGUACGGCAGCCAGCCAGCCGUCAUCCCGAACGCAUAUACCUCGAGCCCCAAUCUGCAGGCCACGUCUGUGCAUACUCCUUCUCCUCAGCUGAAGCCAGAGCCUCACUACGGGUAUCCACCUGCUUCUCAACCGUCAGGUAGAUAUUACACAGCUACAGCCUACGAAACGCCAAGAAGCCUUGAUCCCAAGCACUUGCCGCCUCCUCACGCCAUCUCUCCUGCGCAUCCCCCAACGCAGAACAUGAAGAUUGACGACAUCAUAGCCCUGCUCGGCCCCGCGCUGCCAGCUCAAUCGAUUAUCCAAAAUGAGGCUACAUUGAGCGAAGUCACCAAGGUGUAUCACGAAAUGUACGCCUCCAGUCUUGCCUCCUUCUUCGAAACGACUUGGUACUAUUUCGCAGAAAACGGCCAAAUGUCCUUCCCCCGCGAUGGACGACUAGUCGAAUAUAUGGCGUCAUUCCUGAAGACGUUGGAGGCUGUCAAGGCGAACGAUCACACCCAGAUGGCGUACUCGGGAGUCUUGGAGACGAGACUUGUCUGGGAGCUGGCGCGUAGCGUGUACCAAACUCCAGAGAAGGCGGUCGGCGCAAUGCGCCUGUCAUUGCCUGCAGAAGGUGAUGCCGCCGAAGCCAGAGGCCGCGUUCGGGUCGUCGAGGCGCUGCUUUCCGGAGAGUAUCUCACUAAUAAUCCACUCUCUCCUCCUGUGGCCGACUCCGACAACCAACGAGCUCGCCAAUUCGACUUUUGGUACAGCCUGGCGGACUUUGUUCGCCAGCGCGAGAAUCCCGAUUCACCCCAGGCUGUCAAGGCGCGAGAAGAAGUCAUCAACCGCAUGCGCCUUGUGCUCGACGGACGCGAAAACCGAGACUUGCUCUACUCGAUUGCCGUUGCUCGUGAGCUCGCUCCCAGCUUUGGCCCAACCUACGGAACUACGCCCCAGCACAUCGAUGAAGCCGAUCCCAAGAGCAGAUUGGCAGUGGCAUCCAAGUUCAUCCUUGACGAAUCGCACUCGCCUGGUGGCACAACCAACGUGGUGCGCCGUUUCAGCGACAUAGCCUCCCGGGCUUUUGUCAAUCCGGGAGUGAAUGUCCUUCGCAGGUCUUGAGCCAGCGACAUGAUAUAUCCCUCCUCCCACCCAUCCUACUCACUCUGGCAGCGAGAGAAGAUGCUUAUACCAUCUUCUCCCACUGUUUUGUAUAGCUUUGAACCAUUUUUGCUUUUGGAAAUACCGGAGAGGCGUUUUACUUGAUUAAUUUUGGGCCCCGUGAAAAAUUGUUUGUAUUCUCGGCGCAAAACACAAACUACUUAAACUACAGCAUCUGGCGUUUUUGAUCUGUUGGCAAUGCAGCAAGCAGCGCUGUGGCAGAGACGCGCUCUUUCCUUUGUGAAGCUACUACUGCCACACGGCUUUGGGAGGCGGGCUUCUACAGGAAAAAGAAGAUUGAUAUUUUUUCCUCGUUUUACAUAUAGGUCAUUUGGGAAGGUGGUUGGCAUUCUGAAUUUCUUUGUUACAUUUUGUUCACGUUUUGAGAUCGCUUUUUGUAUCUAGUAGAAAAAUGAUAGGAAGUAGACGAGACGGAACUGUGGCGGAAUCAAAAACAGAUUUCAAGAGGCUUUAAUGUUUGCCUUUAACUCUUGGCUUUCAUAUAUAUUCAUGGGUUCAUUCGCUUUCGCUGCACUUUGCCUUUUGCUAUGUACAUAUAGAUAGAUGUGUGUGUUUGUUGGCGCUUUCUAAUCGUCAAAGUUGCCAAACCACAGACCGUCAUCAGGGCGCAUCCCGCUCGUCACGCCGUCUAGCUUACACAUGGCCUUCAUGUUCUGGCCGCCCACGCCUCUCUUACGAACCUCGUCGCCCUGCACGAGGAACUGCAUCAGCAUGCCGCCCUCUGCGUGCCACGCGUUGUGGCAGUGGAACGCCCACAUGCCCGGGUUAUCCAGCACCACGCGGAUAAUGGCCCAGCCGUAGCCCUGGAUCGUCACGGUAUCGCGGCGCAGCGGGUUCACGCCGAGCUUAUGCUCCUUGAGGUAUGCAUUAAGGUCCUUGGCUUCAGGCGGGUAUCCCUUUUCGCCAAUGGCCAUAACGUAGAACUUGUGCCCGUGGAGAUGGAAUGGAUGCGAGCCGUCGUCAAAGUUGUUAAUGGUGAGAUCAACCGUGCGUACAGAUGACGUCUCCAUGACGUACUCCUUGCUCUCGUCAAAGAUGUCGCUGUUGAUGGCGAUGGCGAGAUCUUUCCUGGCCUUUUUCACGGGUGUGUCUACCACGCGGUGCAAGGAUGGCGAUGUAGCGUUCAUAAUCCACGAGUGGUAGUUGAAGUUACCACGGGCUAGGCGCCAGUCGCCAAUGACGAAGCUGGCGUUGAUGCGGAGGGUAUCUGUUGGUGCUGGGACGGUGUGCUCAAUCACGGGGUGGAGGUUGGCAAUGUCCAGGUCGCGGCAUAUAAUCUCGAUGCCUUCUGGCCAUUCGAUGCUCUUGGGCUCUGGGGCCGCACCGGUGGGUUUAGAUCCGGCGUCGAAGUAGCGCACGACGGCGUUGAGCUCGGCGGUGAGACGCUUGUUCUCUGUUGUGAAGCAGUGUGUGACCAUGCGCGUGCGCAUCCAGACGGUGUCGGCUGAGGCGGUCUUGUUCUGCUCGAGAAUCACGCUGUACCGCUGGCCAGGGAGGAUGUUGAGGCGGUGGAACUGGGCGGGGUGGAUGUCGGUCCCGUCGACCUCGGUGACCUGGAAGGAGUGUUCAUCGAAUUGGAUCUGGAACUCGGCAAACGCGCCGACAUUGAUGAAGCGCAGGCGGUGGCGCUUGUCCUUUUCAAGAUCGAGGGUUGGUAGGGCUGGUGUGUGGUCGGUGCAUUUCCAGCCGGGGAAGUCGGCGCACUUGCGCACGCCGCGGCCGUUGAUGAGUGCAUUGUCGGGGACGGGCUCGUCGUUUUCGUUGCCGGAUUUCAGAUAGUUCAUGAGGAGCUCUGACGUCAGGUUGUGGUAGUGAUCCUGGACCAUGAUAAUGCGGUCGGUAUCGUAGUCGAUCUUUUGCAGCUCGCGCUCCUUCUUGGAGUGGAUGAUGAGCGGGCCGAGCAGGCCGUCGGAGGCUUGCGCGCUGUGGUGCGCAUGGUACCAGUAUGUGCCGGACUGGCCGUCGACUUUGAAUUUAUAGCUAAAUUGCGUGUUGGGCGCAAUGGGGCAUUGCGUGAUGCCGACGGUGCCGUCCAUGUGGUUGGUGCCGUUUUGGAAGAGCCCGUGGAAAUGGAUGGACGUUGCGUUGAUGGCCUUGUUGUCGAUGUUGACGACGAUAGUGUCGCCUUCGUUGCAUUCGAUAAGAGGGCCGGGGUAUUGCCCGUUGAUGAGGAUCAUGGGGCGGUAGAUGCCGUCUGGGUUCAGGCCGGCAUUGGCUAUGGUCCAUUUGUACUCGCGUGUUUGUGGUGCGGCGUGGUAGUCCCACGCUUGGUCGAGGAUGUAUUCGGAGGUAUCUCGUAGCCGGGCGCCCAGCGGUGUCACUUCUACAGGCGGUUUUGUUACGGCCUCGUGCUCUGUCUUUUCGGGCUCUGGCUUGUGUUCGGGUUCUGGUUUGGGUGCUGGCGCGUCGUGGCCAUGGCCCAUCUCCAUGCCCAUACCAUCAUGGCCGUGGCCUUUUUCGAGCGGGUGGUUCGGGUCUGCUUUGAUGCCAAAGGGGAUAAGGAUGAGUCCGAAGACGGUGAUUGUAACGAGUAAGAAGAAACCAGCGACUUUCCAGGACGAGCUCUGGCGACGGGGUGUCGGCGUUGCAUUGGAGCGACGAGGAGAGCCGCCGGCGAGGAACGGUUGAUCCUCGAGCUCUGUGUCGUCUCUGGGUGCCAUUUUGGAGUAUAUAUCCGCUUUUCGGCGGUCGAUGGUUAUACACUGGGCAUUUGAGUGUAUAAUUUGAACUUGUUUAAGUGCCGUCGACGGCAGAUGACGAGUGCCGAGU